This is a messenger RNA of Mesocestoides corti, 777 nucleotides long. Lineage: Eukaryota; Metazoa; Platyhelminthes; Cestoda; Cyclophyllidea; Mesocestoididae. The record is from the annotation of a GenBank genome assembly.
AUUAAAGACGAAAAUAGGGAACUGUACGAUUGUCUUAAUUUUAUUUUAUUCGACGUGAAAGAACUCUCUGAAAACAAAAUUCUAUUAAAUGCCUUUGCAUCUGUCACCUGGACCUCAUGGAAAUCGGUUUCAGCGUUAUGUGUUGUAACUGUUAUUCAGUGGGCGGAAACUGGAUUCGUGCCGGAGUUUUAUAAUCGCAGAGCGAAGACCCAUCAGUUAAAAUACAUUUUGGCCAACUGUUAUAACCGUGCUAUUGAGGACCCCGAUAAACUGAACCAGUAUCCACCGUUUUCGCCCCAGGUGUAUGGCGAAACCUCCUUUGAAUUGAUUUCCCAAAUGAUCGAAACUGUAUCAAUUGGGAGUGAAGAUACUUUUAUCGACUUGGGCAGUGGUGUAGGCCAAGUAGUUCUACAAGUAGCUGCGUCAUGCGACGUUAAGUUUUCUUAUGGAAUUGAAAAGGCGGACUACCCUGCGCAUUGUGCUGUUCUCUUAGAUAAGGAGUUCCGGCGUUGGAUGGCCUUCUACGGCAAGAAGUACCAGCCAUAUGUGUUAGAACAGGGGGAUUUUCUCUCUGAUGAGUGUACUGAAAAAAUUGUCUCCUCAACCGUGAUCUUUGCGAACAACUUUGCUUUUGGCCCAGAGGUCGAUCAUCAGCUAAAGCUCCGAUUCGCAAACUUAAAGGAGGGUGCAAAAGUUAUUGCUUCAAAAGCUUUCUGCUCGCUAAACUUUCGAAUUACUGAUCGCAAGCUUGAUGGUAAGUAUUUCUCGUGCUUUUAG